GUCAAUGUGAUUUGUUUAGUUUUGGUGUGGAAGUUUUCAUCAAUUUUAAGUUAUUGAUCACGGAAGUUUAAAAUAAAGAUAUCACAAUGUACGGCCUUCUACUUGAGAAUAUGGCUGAGUACAUAAGACAGACCUACGGUGAGGAGAGAUGGGAGGACAUAAGGAGGCAGGCUGGAGUAGAACAGCCAUCUUUCUCCGUGCACCAAGUUUACCCAGAGAACCUGAUCACACGACUCGCGAAAAAAGCACAAGAGGUUUUAGGCAUAUCAGAAAGGGAAUUUAUGGAUCAGAUGGGUGUUUACUUCGUCGGCUUCGUUUCUCAAUACGGCUACGACAGAGUUCUAUCAGUUUUGGGCCGGCAUAUGAGGGAUUUCCUAAACGGGCUGGACAAUUUGCACGAGUAUCUGAAAUUCAGUUAUCCAAGAAUGAGAGCGCCGAGUUUCAUCUGCGAGAAUGAAACGAGACAAGGGUUGACGUUGCAUUACAGAUCGAAGCGGCGAGGGUUUGUGUAUUACGCUAUGGGGCAAAUAAGAGAGGUAGCCCGACAUUUUUACCACAAAGAAAUGCGAAUAGAGUUACUACGUGAGGAACUGCUCUUCGACACGGUGCACGUGACCUUCCAGCUGACCUUCGACAAUCGAGCCUUCACGCUGGCGUCCUUGGCGAUGACAAGGGAAGAAAAACACCUGCCCAUAAGCGCUUCUGUGUUGUUCGAAAUAUUUCCCUUUUGUAUUGUUUUCGGCUCCGACAUGGUCGUUCGAAGCAUCGGCAACUCCUUGAUGGUCAUUCUACCGGACUUAGUUGGCAAGAAAAUAACAAAUUGGUUCGAUUUAGUCCGACCGCUCAUCGCAUUCAAGUUUCAAACUAUCUUAAACCGCACCAACAACAUAUUCGAACUAGUCACCGUAGAAGCCGUUAUGCACGAAAAGGCCCCUGACAAGAGAAACGAGCUGAUUCGACUGUCCGAUGAGUCCGACACCACUACGGAGAAAAACUUAAGGCUGAAAGGAGUCAUCUCAAAGGAGCGUUAUGCGUACGAUGGAAGGCGUUUGCCUGAUGUUAUAAAUUUACAUCUGAAAGGUCAAAUGAUCUACAUGGACAACUGGCGGAUGAUGAUGUACCUGGGCACGCCAGUGAUGCCAGAUCUUGCUGCUCUCGUGUCCACAGGCCUUUACAUCAAUGAUUUGUCUAUGCACGACUUUAGCAGAGAUCUAAUGUUGGCCGGUACGCAGCAAUCCGUGGAAUUGAAACUAGCUUUAGACCAGGAACAGCAGAAGAGCAAGAAAUUAGAAGAAUCCAUGAGGAAACUAGACGAAGAGAUGAAGAGGACAGACGAACUGCUGUAUCAGAUGAUACCCAAGCAAGUCGCAGAUAGGUUGCGAAAUGGAGAGAAUCCGAUCGAUACGUGUGAGAUGUUCAACAGCGUGUCGAUUUUGUUUUCUGACGUGGUUACUUUUACGGAGAUUUGCUCACGGAUCACGCCAAUGGAAGUAGUGUCCAUGCUUAACGCCAUGUACUCCAUCUUCGACACCCUCACUGAAAAGAACCGCGUUUAUAAGGUAGAAACUAUAGGUGACGCGUACAUGGUGGUGUCGGGUGCGCCAGAAAAAGAAGAUAACCACGCUGAGAAAGUCUGUGACAUGGCACUUGAUAUGGUAGAUGCGAUCACCGAUCUUAAGGAUCCAAGCACUGGAUCACAUCUAUCAAUCCGAGUGGGAGUCCAUUCGGGAGCAGUAGUGGCCGGAAUCGUGGGCCUCAAGAUGCCCCGCUACUGCCUCUUCGGGGACUCCGUCAACACAGCGUCCCGCAUGGAGUCCACCUCUGAGGCCAUGAGGAUCCAUAUCUCGCAGACCACACAGGAAUUGCUGUCACCCUGCUACAAAGUUACUGAACGGGGGGAGAUUCAGGUCAAAGGGAAAGGCGCUAUGAAGACCUACUGGCUGGAGGGUUGCGAAUCAAGACCAGCUCUAACGAAGAUUAUUUCAACGCAAAUCGAGCCUAUCUCCCAACUUGAAUGGGAAAGAGCCGCUGACGCCAGGGACAGUAUUGCAGAACAUUCUGCCCAACAGUACAACAAUAAGGAAACCAAUUCAUUCCUCUUUGCAAGCGCCAACUCCGAACCUAAUUCCCUUUUAAAUAGCCCUUGUAAUCCCUUUGCAUUCCAACCAUCGGCUCCAACUCUAAAGCAGACUCCGACUGUGACGUCACCCGUGGAAGAGAGAAGAAUGUAUUCUCCUGUCACAUUCCAAGAUGUUGCCAGACGGAGUAUAGCGAAUUCACCAAAUAGGACUGAUAAAGAUAAAGAUUUCCGCGCCUUACCAGAAUCAAGAUCGACAUCUACAAGCGUGGGCGGUCCGUGGACUGACGCGGAGUCACUGGACCCACAAAGAACCUUGGACAGCUUGAACUCUUCAUUUUGUUACAGUUCCACGUCCCCUUGCAGAGUAGGAACUGCGCCGAUAACAAAAGAACGUGAUAGUGAUGUAUUUACAGACAAUGUGUGUACAGUGCGCAAAUCACCUGCGCACUCUGCACCAGUGGGCGUGACCAAAACCCUGAAUUUUGGUGCCGCGGCAGUUUCCGAGUCACAGCCUCGCACUGCUUCCCCAUCGCCUAUCCCCGCGCCGCAGCAUAGCAUCGACGAUAUCGAAACCGAUACAGAAUACCAAGACGCGCAUGGAGAUGGAAACCACAUUUGCGCGGCAACGGAAAACGCCGAGCUCCCGAAACAAAGCAAAGUCGGCAGGUUCCGAACACGGAUAUCUCUUCACCAUAGAGUUUACAACUCAAUACAUCCAAAUAAAGAAUCUGUUAAAGACAAACUUGUACCGCUGUCGGCAAAUAUACAGCCCCAUGGUCACCACCACACGAAAAAUGUAAAUCACCAUCAAUGCUGUGGCGCUUUCGGCAAUCCCCAUGUACGGCAUAAAUCAAGUAAUUCCAGUUGUCGUUUAAUAUAAUUUAAUUAUCUGUAGUUAGCAAUCAAUACCAUAGACGUGUAUUGGACUG
Messenger RNA from Pararge aegeria (speckled wood butterfly), 3009 nucleotides. RefSeq names its product soluble guanylate cyclase 88E (gene Gyc88E). Bases 87 to 2960 code for a protein of 957 amino acids. The record is from RefSeq and is a predicted model, not a curated record. Gene Ontology annotation, cellular component: guanylate cyclase complex, soluble. Gene Ontology annotation, biological process: nitric oxide-cGMP-mediated signaling; cGMP biosynthetic process; response to oxygen levels. Lineage: Eukaryota; Metazoa; Arthropoda; Insecta; Lepidoptera; Nymphalidae. The transcript has 17 exons. Gene Ontology annotation, molecular function: heme binding; guanylate cyclase activity; oxygen sensor activity.